Mollisia scopiformis is the source of this 1245-nucleotide messenger RNA. RefSeq names its product FAD/NAD(P)-binding domain-containing protein. Lineage: Eukaryota; Fungi; Ascomycota; Leotiomycetes; Helotiales; Mollisiaceae. Gene Ontology annotation, molecular function: monooxygenase activity. The coding region runs from base 1 to 1245 and encodes 414 amino acids. The record is from RefSeq and is a predicted model, not a curated record. The transcript has 9 exons.
AUGCCUUCCGCUACCAGAGAAGACUUGCCAACCAUCGACGUCGCUAUCAUAGGUGGUGGGAUCGGUGGCCUCUCAGCUGCUAUUGCUCUUUCUGCUCUUCCAAAUCUGAGUGUGCGUCUGUUCGAGAGACAUUCGGAAUUGACAGAGUAUGGUGCUGGAAUCAGCGUUGCUGAAAAUUCUUGGAAGGUUUUGGAGUUACUCGGUGCUGCAGAUAGCCUCACCGGUGCUCCCACAGUGCCAGGCGCAAAGAGAAAUGGCUACACUGGUGAAAUAGUUUUACCCGAGCCAGGAAUCCCAAGAAAACGAGGGCCGACGAGAGUCCGCCGAACGAGAUUGCAGUCAGUCUUAGGAGCUCAGGUCCCAGAAGGUGUUAUCAAGUUCAACAAAAAGCUUGAUGGCACCGAUACGACAGCAGAUCUCGUCGUUGGUGCAGAUGGAAUUCGUUCGGUAGCGAGGCAAUCACUGUUCCCAGAUCACACACUUAGCUACACAGGAAACACAUCUUUCCGAACUCUUUGCUCAGCUGCAUCGCUUCGUCAUAUCCCUGACUUUUCCUUACAAACAUCAUGGUGGUUUGGCGUGGGCGGUCAUAUUUACAUGUCUCCAGUAGAUGACCCUUCACACCCGGAUGCAAAGUUCGAGUUCUCUUGCAGAUCAGGCCUCGAGGCUGAAGUCGACGGAAAGACUGUUAGCUGGGGAAUACCAGCAAGUAAUGAAAAGGUGCUUUCACGCUACAAGGACUAUGACCCGAGAGUGGUUGAAGCCUUGUCACAGGUGCGUGAAGGUGACUGGAAGGAAUUUGCGUUGUUCUCUGGUCCAUGUAUAGAGAAUAUCACUGGCUGGGAUAAGGUAGUACUCAUUGGAGAUGCUAGUCAUCCUCUUGCAGGGGCAUUUGGUUCAGGGGCCGCAUUCGCGAUGCAAGACGGCUGGAUUAUAGCUCGAGCCGUCGAGCAUGCCCGUUCGUCGUCUGCUCCUGUCGCAGAAGCGCUUCGUGUGUUUGACUCUAUUCGAUCUCCAUAUUACCAGAAGAUGUAUGCUUUUCGAGAAUCACAGAAGCCUCUCUUACAGAAGGUACGACAAGAUAAGAUCGAGAACUUCGACGACACUUUACGGGCCAGGAUGAGUCAAACUGGCCUUGCAGGGAAGAGACCAGAGGGGUGGAUGGAUUGGAUUUACAAAAACGAUAUCGAGCAGGUCUGGGAAGACUAUGUCAAGUCUGAGAAGGAGAAGGAGGAGCUCAAUUGA